AUGGCUGCCCGGGAGAGCCUGGUACGCAUGCGCAGAUGGGUACCCUCCCUCGGGAGGGAGCAUGCGCGCCAGAGGAGAAGGCCUAGGGACAGGAUCCGGCCUCGGGGCUACAGGAGCGACAUGCAGGCGGCCCUGGAGGUGACCGCACGGCAUUGCCGAAAAGAAGCAGAGCAGUACGGCCAGUGUGUGGCUGCCAACCCUUCCUCCUGGCAGCAGGACUGUCACCAGCUGAAGCUUGAAAUGGCCAAGUGCACGUCAUCCCACCCCAUUGUACAGAAAAUCCGCCACGAUUGUGCUGAACCAUUUUCUGCAUUCGAACAGUGUCUUAAACUGAACCAGACGUCUGUAGUCAACUGCACUGAACAUGUCCAGAAAUUCCUGCUCUGUGCUGACCAGGUGAAACUGGCCACAUAAGUGCCAAAAAGGUGACCUCCUCUGUGUUAACUCUGGGGUGUCCACUGGAUUAAAGGUUCCUGGUUCCAAGAAUGGCAACAACGUCAUCAUCAAGAUCUACUAGGACACGAGAAUUGCUUUCCAGUCCUGGAAGCCCAUUUCUGCAGCCAUGCCUGCCAAUGCCAUCUCAGUGUGGCACAUUGAAGUGCAGCUUCUGAUCAAUAAACCAUGGGAACCACAUAGGCAUGACCAUGGUAGUCUCAGCUCUAUCUGCAAAGCCAGCCCUGCCUCUUGGAGCCCAGUGUGUGUGUUUUGCUGAGCGUGGAGCUCAUCUAGGCAUGGUGCAAUAAACUGCAGUCAGAGACCAGA
Molecule: messenger RNA, 762 nt
Organism: Lacerta agilis (Sand lizard)
Lineage: Eukaryota; Metazoa; Chordata; Lepidosauria; Squamata; Lacertidae
Gene: CHCHD5
Product: coiled-coil-helix-coiled-coil-helix domain containing 5
Source: RefSeq, a predicted model, not a curated record